Molecule: messenger RNA, 1994 nt
Organism: Mauremys mutica (yellowpond turtle)
Lineage: Eukaryota; Metazoa; Chordata; Testudines; Geoemydidae
Gene: MRPL27
Product: mitochondrial ribosomal protein L27
Exons: 4
Coding region: 135-572 (145 amino acids)
Biological process (GO): translation
Cellular component (GO): ribosome; mitochondrial large ribosomal subunit
Molecular function (GO): structural constituent of ribosome
Source: RefSeq, a predicted model, not a curated record
AACCCAGGCGUCCGAGUCUGACCCCGCCCCCACAUUGAAACUUGCCGCCUCCGCCGCCUCUCAGUCUUGACCGGAAACCCUGCGCCGGAGGCGGAAGCGGCCCGCGCCGGAAGCGGAAGUGGCGGUGCAGGAAGAUGGCGGUGCUGGGGCGGCUGGCGGCGGCGAACAGGCUGCUUUUGGCUGCUCCGCAGGUGACUGCGAUUGCAGUGCGAUGCGCAUCCAAGAAGAGUGGAGGCAGCUCAAAAAAUCUCGGUGGCCGCAGCCCCGGGAAACGCUAUGGCUAUAAGAAAACAGAGGGCGCCUUUGUUCAUGCAGGCAACACAUUAGCCACCCAACGGAUAAUACGCUGGCAUCCAGGGGCUCAUGUGGGGAUAGGUUGUAACAAGACUCUCUAUGCUCUGGAAGAUGGGAUUGUGCGAUUCACCAAGGAGGUCUAUGUGCCACCACCGCGCAGCCAAGAGAGCAGGGAAGUGAUCUGCCGUCUCCCAAAAGGGGUGGUGCUUUACAAAACCUUCAUCAACGUUGUCCCCACCAAAGAAGGGGGGAGCUUCAAGCUAGUCACCAUGCUCUGAGGCUCUGCUGCCUCCCACAGUAAUGACUGGUGGGGUGGGACUGAUCACCGUGACAAACCUGGCACUCAAUCAAAAAGGCGUCUGGAGGACUCCUCUAGGUCUGAAAUGACUUGUUGGCAACUCCAGUUUCCUGCUUCUAGAACUCAUUGGGUGUAGAUUGGAGAGUUACAAGGUAAUCUGGACUGCCCUGAAGUUCUUUGGAGAAAUAUAUAUCAAAUAGAUGUUCUAACAGUGUGAGGGUGUCUAAGGAAUAAAUGUAAAACAAAAAGGGCUCAGUAAAGCUGCCUUUCCCGUCUGGACAGCUGUGCUCCAAUCCAGCCAGAUAUACUGCAAUUUCUGCACAGGAAUUCUCCAGUUCUAGGAACAGCCAUUUUGAUUCUCAGCAUUCCUUGGAAUGGCUCCUAACUGCACCUGAUGUACAUUGGGGAUUCUGAAAAGGGAAUGAGGUGGGGGGGGAGGGAGUCAGUCCAAGAGGGGGAAACUGAGUUCUAAUCCCAGCUUUGGCACCAACUCACGCUGUAGCACUGGGCCUCAACUUCUGCCUCAGUUUCCCCAUUGGCAAAACCGGGAUAACGACCACCACACCUUCAAACAUGAACUCUCAUAACGUGUGUGAAGUAGGAAAGCAGCUGUUCUCAUGGGACAUGGGGAAACUGAGGCACAAGAUUGCUGAAGGCUCCGGAGUCAGGAUCCUUACUUAGGAGUUACUGAGUCAGCACACACCAAGAGGCAUCAUCAUUUGACUAACUAGAAUCAUUGUUUCUAAUAGGCGGAAGCUAAUUGCGGUGGGGAUCAGAGGCUGUACUGAAUCCCUGUUGUCACUUCCCCCUCCUCCUAAUGAAAGAGUUUGCAGCAUAUUGGUAACAGUUAUAAGCCUUCAUGCAAGGAGUUACUGCAGUUUAUUGGCAUGAACAAGUACCAGAAGGAGCUGUCUCCACUGUUUGUGCUUAUCAUCCGAGGGGAAGGUCCAGGGAGACAUAAACAACCAGCUCUGCUCACAUGGUGAACUCUGGUUGUACUGUGUGAAGCUGGCAUCUUUGCCAGAAGUUUUGUUGUAAAACUCCUGUGUGCUUAGGUAGAAGAGGGAACUCCAGGAGCUCCCUGCCCAAAAGACAGCUUCAGAGAAUGAGAAUAAAAUGGUUUUCUGACUUAGUUCUAAAGCUAUUGCAUGAUUAUGUCCAGUCCUGCCAUGAUGACCAUAUUCAAAAGAGAAACUGCCACAUUGUGGCCAAAAAUAAAACCCUGCAGUCAGUAGAAAUAUUUUCAUGACUUUCUAAAGUUUCAAAAUCCAGACAAACUGCUUUGGAAUGAAUCCCUCCUGUGUUUGUAAUGCUCAUACUACAGCAUUGCGCAAGGGCAGAGGAGCUAGUUAAGAAAAGGCCAGAUGACUUCUACUAUUAAAACCAAACAUUUUAGAAGGUA